AUGCAAUCCGCCGCUCGCCGCACCGCGCAACUGGCCCUCCGUCAAGCCGUCCGAGCCCCCUCGUCGGCGGCCUCGACGCGCUCCUACUCGCUCCUGACCAAGGCGCGACAGGUCGCUGCUCCUCGCACGCCCGCCGUGAGUUCUCCAAAGCCAAGGCCGGCCUGGCGCCCCAGCUGCAGGAGGCCGCCAGCCAGCAAGCGACGGCCAAUACUUGCGCCGGAGCAGUAGUCGCUGACCACACUCCCUAUCCACUCUAUAGACUGUCCGCGGUAUCAAGUCGCUCGACUUUGGUGACGGCAACGCCGAGACCGUCUAUGAGCGAUCCGGUGGGUCUUCUGAGCCUCGCCGCGCCGCAGAUCAUCUCUCUACUCGCACCCCGUCCCAGAUGUCACCUUACCGGAUCUGCAUCAAAAGAGGAUGGAAAGGGGAAGAAGGUCCUGCCUUGGUGGCGCUCCGAUGGGAUGAUCUGGCCGUCGGAAGACAGGAUUGUGCCGGGAAACCGUCUCGUGUCACCUCGCGCGUGCCAAGACCCAUCGGCGCCGAUCCUAGUGCAUCCGAUGCAGCCAUUGUCCUCAUCUGCGAGCUGCUCGCUUCGAGGUGGCAUCGCAUCGAUAGAUGCUCUUUGCACCAUCGCAUUUCUUCCAAGACGAGCGGUGACUGACCAGUUCCAAUUUUCGUUCCUCUUCUGUACCCGCGGCUUUCCUUCAGACUGGCCCCUUCCCAAGCUCCAAGAGUGAGUUCGGUCACGACGUUGCAUGCGCCCGAACCCCCGGAACUAGAAACUGACCAGAUCGAACCGUUGAUCCUCCCCCUGCCCCGCUCCUCAGGUACCUCAAGAACGACACGCUCGCCUUGAUCGGUUACGGCUCGCAGGGUCACGGCCAGGGUCUCAACGCCCGUGACAACGGCAUCAACGUCAUUGUCGGUGUCCGCAAAGAUGGCGAGUCGUGGCGUCAGGCGCAGGAGGACGGAUGGGUAAGCGAGCGCACCCGUCUUCAGGGAAUUGGGCAGAUUUGAGUCAAUGCUGAUCUUUCAACUCGCCACAGGUCCCCGGCAAGAACUUGUUCUCGAUCGAAGAGGCCAUCGAGAAGGGUACCAUCAUCAUGAACUUGCUUUCCGAUGCCGCUCAAUCCCAGACCUGGUCGCACAUCAAGCCCCUCAUCGUACGCUUUUCGCACGUUGUAUUAGGCACCAGACAGUCGAACUGACCCGCGGGUUGUUCGGUCUCUUUCCACAGACCAAGGGCAAGACCUUGUACUUCUCGCACGGUUUCUCGGUCGUCUUCCAAAAGGACACCGGUGUCAUCGUCCCCGAGGACAUUGAUGUCAUCCUCUGCGCCCCUAAGGGUUCGGGCCGAACGGUGCGCACACUCUUCAAGGAGGGCCGCGGUAUCAACUCGUCGAUUGCCGUCUGGCAAGACGUGACCGGCAAAGCCAUGGAGAAGGUUCGCGCCAUCGCCGUUGCCGUCGGUUCCGGCUACUCGUACGAGACCACGUUCGAGAAGGAGGUCUACUCGGAUCUCUACGGUGAACGAGGUGUCCUCAUGGGAGGCAUCCAAGGUCAGUCUUCGCCCGCCGCUGAUAUCCUCGUGUUUCAGGGGGGGUUGAUCGACCGCGGAAAACCCCACAGGUAUGUUCUUGGCUCAAUACCAGACCCUUCGUGAGAACGGGCACUCGCCGUCCGAGGCCUUCAACGAGACCGUCGAGGAAGCGACCCAGUCCUUGUUCCCCCUGAUCGGCAACUACGGCAUGGACUACAUGUACUCGGCGUGCUCGACGACGGCCCGUCGUGGUGCGCUCGACUGGGCGCCCAAGUUCUACGAGGCCAACAAACCCGUGUUCGAGAAACUGUACGCCUCGGUGCGCGACGGAACCGAGACGCGUCGCUCGCUCGACUUCAACGGCCGCCCGACCUACCGCGAGGACUUUGCCAAGGAGUGCAGCGAGAUUGACCAGCAAGAGAUGUGGCGUGCCGGCAAGGUCGUCCGUGGCCUCCGCCCCGACAACAAGAACUAG
Molecule: messenger RNA, 2015 nt
Organism: Microbotryum saponariae
Lineage: Eukaryota; Fungi; Basidiomycota; Microbotryomycetes; Microbotryales; Microbotryaceae
Source: the annotation of a GenBank genome assembly